Molecule: messenger RNA, 291 nt
Organism: Micromonas pusilla CCMP1545
Lineage: Eukaryota; Viridiplantae; Chlorophyta; Mamiellophyceae; Mamiellales; Mamiellaceae
Exons: 1
Coding region: 1-291 (96 amino acids)
Source: RefSeq, a predicted model, not a curated record
AUGACGAUGGCAGACCCGACCGACGCGGGCGACGCCGCGACGGAUUUGGCGUGCGUGAGGGAGAUGAGGGAGAGCGCGAGCGAGAGGCUGAGGGGGUGGCCGACGACGGCGGAGGAGGACGAGGACGCGUUGGCGGGCGGCGGCGGCGCACAGCUGUCGCCGCGCGCCGAGUUGUGCGUGCGGUACCGGCUCGCGCAGAAGCGAAACGUGCUCGGGUGGGCGCGGUUCUUGGAUCGCGUCGAGAGCGACCUCGUCGCGUCGGGCGGCGGCGACGGCGGGGGGGGGACGUGA